AUGGACUCCUUGGUUGAGCCUCGGUGGCCUCCGGGCCUGGCGGUCAUGAAGACUGUAGAUGAUUUGCUUCGUUGUGGAAUUUGCUUUGAAUAUUUUAACAUUGCAAUGAUAAUUCCUCAAUGUUCACAUAACUACUGUUCUCUCUGUAUAAGAAAAUUUCUAUCCUAUAAAACUCAGUGUCCAACUUGUUGUGUGACAGUUACAGAGCCGGACCUAAAAAAUAACCGCAUAUUAGAUGAACUGGUAAAAAGCUUGAAUUUUGCACGGAAUCGUCUAUUGCAGUUUGCUUUGGAGUCACCGCCCAUAUCUCCUGCAUCUUCUUCUUUAAAAAACCUUGCUGUCAAAGCACACACUCCUGUAGUCUACAAACAUUCUUUAAAGCAGGGAAGCAGGUUAAUGGAUAAUUUCUUGAUCAGAGAAAUGGGUGGUUCUACAUCAGAGUUGUUGAUAAAAGAAAAUAAAAGUAAAUUCAGCCCUCAAAAAGAGGCAAGUACUACUGCAGAGUCCAGAGAGACACAUUCUGUAGAAAAGAUGACUCCAGGCUCCUCAGAGGCUAAUGGUCCAGAGACACCAUCUACAUCCACUUUGAAACAAGUUACUAAAGUGGAUUGUCCUGUUUGUGGGGUUAACAUUCCAGAAAAUCACAUUAAUAAGCACUUAGAUAGCUGUUUAACACGUGAUGAGAAGAAGGAAAGCCUCAGAAGUUCUGUUCACAAAAGGAAGCCACUGCCCAAAACUGUAUAUAACUUGCUCUCUGAUCGUGACUUAAAGAAAAAGCUGAAGCAGCAUGGAUUAUCUAUCCAAGGAAAUAAACAGCAGCUCAUUAAAAGGCAUCAGGAAUUUGUGCAUAUGUACAAUGCCCAAUGUGAUGCUUUGCAUCCUAAAUCAGCUGCUGAAAUAGUUCAAGAAAUUGAAAACAUGGAGAAGACUAGGAUGCGUCUUGAAGCUAGUAAACUCAACGAAAGUGUAAUGAUUUUUACUAAGGACCAAACAGAAAAGGAAAUAGAUGAAAUUCACAGGAAAUAUCGUAAAAAACAUCGGAAUGAAUUUCAGCAUCUGGUGGAUCAGGCCAAAAAAGGAUACAAGAAAAAUGUUGGAAUGUCACAGAAAGCAGUAAUAACAAAAAAAGAAGAUGCAUCUACAGCAAAGCUAUUAUCUGUGUGCAUGGGAUGGGAAGAUAAUGCAGCGAAGUUCUCAAAUAAGACCUCAGUAACAAAUCACUCCCCUAAAUCACAGCUAGACUCCUCAGGGAAAUUGGAGUCUGAUAGACCAGAUGAUUCUUCCAGUGGUACUGACAUUCAAGAAGAAGAGCUUUCUUCACCAGAAUCAGAUUCAUGCAAUAGUUCUAGUUCAGACAUCAUUAGAGACCUUCUAGAAGAGGAGGAAGCCUGGGAAGCAUCACAUAGAAAUGAUCUUCAAGACACAGAAAUAAGUCCAACACAUAAUCGCCGCAUAAGAGCUGCUGAAAGUGCUGAGAUUGAACCAAGAAAUAAGCGAAAUAGGAAUUAGUGAAGAAAAUAAGUUUCAAAAGCAUCUUCAUUUGAUCAGUUGCCUCCUGACUGCAAAACACCUCUGCCUAAAAAUAUAGACAUUGACAUCCACAUGAUCACCAGCUUGUAGAGUGAGCAGACUCUUUGGCAGAUGGUUUGAUUUGGUUUGAUUUCUAAAUUUCAGAAUGUUCUUAAGCCAGUCUUCUUCUCUUCAUGGAGAACCCAACUUUAGCAAAGGAUUCUUUUCAACCUCUUUACCACAAGAAGCAAACUUCAAGAGUUAAGAGUGUCUGUGUUUUUGGAAAGGCAGGAUG
Messenger RNA from Otolemur garnettii (small-eared galago), 1804 nucleotides. It is a transcript of the gene RAD18, whose product is annotated as RAD18, E3 ubiquitin protein ligase. The record is from RefSeq and is a predicted model, not a curated record. Gene Ontology annotation, biological process: DNA damage tolerance; protein monoubiquitination. NCBI's taxonomy places the organism in Eukaryota, Metazoa, Chordata, Mammalia, Primates, Galagidae. Gene Ontology annotation, molecular function: ubiquitin protein ligase activity; single-stranded DNA binding. The coding region runs from base 1 to 1509 and encodes 502 amino acids. Gene Ontology annotation, cellular component: nucleus; Rad6-Rad18 complex. The transcript has 14 exons.